CUCCAAGGCUGGCUGGCUAGCAGAGAGAGCUGCUGCUGCCAGCGCACCGUGCCAAAAACAAUCUGGCUGGCCUGGCCGCUGGUCUCGGCUGGAACCACGCUGCUGAUGCAAGGAAAUCGAUCGGACCGAAGCCCGAACCCGCGUGGCCGUCCGAUCAGAUCGCCCCCGGCCCACCUCCCCGCUCCGAUCCGAUCAAGAUCAGACGCUUCAGCCGGCCAAAAAAAUCCCGGCGGCUUCCGCGGAAAUCCUUAUAUUUCAAAGCCCACCCAAAUCCCCCGUCUCCUCGUCGUCCCCCUUCUUCUUCGUCUCCUACCACCGCGUCAAGUUCCCCCCUGUCUCUUCCUUCCUCCCUGCGAGCAGCAGCCGCGCGCGCCGGGGAUGGAGGCCGCGACGAUGGCCUGGACGGCGGCGGUGGCCGGGGUCGGGCUGGUGUACUGGUUCGUGUGGGUGAUGGGGUCGGCGGAGGUGAAGGGGAAGCGAGCGGUGGAUCUCAAGAUGGGAUCCAUCAACCGGGACAACGUCAAGGACAAGUACACCCAGUACUGGUCCUUCUUCCGCCGCCCCAAGGAGACGGCCACCGACGAGGCCUCCGCCGAGAAGGUUCCCGCCUUCGUCGACACCUUCUACAACCUCGUCACCGACAUCUACGAGUGGGGCUGGGGACAGUCCUUCCACUUCUCCCCUUCCCUCCCCGGCCGCUCCCACCGCGACGCCACCCGCGUCCACGAGGAGCGCGUCGCGGACCUCCUCAAGGCCAAGCCCGGCCACCGCCUCCUCGACGUCGGCUGCGGCGUCGGCGGGCCCAUGCGCGCCAUCGCCGCCCACUCCGGCUCCAACGUCGUCGGCAUCACAAUCAACGAGUACCAGGUCAACCGCGCCCGCUCCCACAACCGCAAGGCCGGGCUCGACUCCCGCUGCGAGGUCGUCUGCGGCAACUUCAUGUCCAUGCCGUUCGACGACGCGUCCUUCGACGGCGCAUACUCCAUCGAGGCCACCUGCCACGCGCCCAGGCUGCAGGACGUCUACGGCGAGGUGUUCCGCGUGCUCAAGCCCGGCGGCCUCUACGUCUCCUACGAGUGGGUCACCACGGCCCUGUACCGCGCCGAGGAUCCCGACCACGUCGAGGCCAUCCACGGCAUCGAGCGUGGCGACGCGCUCCCGGGCCUCCGCCGCCAGGACGAGAUCGCAUCCAUCGCCAAGGAGGUGGGCUUCGAGGUCGUCCAGGAGCUCGACCUCGCCCUGCCGCCCGCGCUGCCAUGGUGGACGCGCCUCAAGAUGGGGCGCCUCGCGUACUGGCGCAACUCCCUCGUCGUCCGCGUGCUCACCAUCCUCCGGGUAGCGCCCAAGGGCGUGGUGGAGGUGCACGAGAUGCUGUACGAGACCGCGCAGCACCUCACCCGCGGUGGCGAGACCGGCAUCUUCACGCCCAUGCACAUGGUGCUCCUCCGCAAGCCCAGCACCGCCGCCGCCGCCGAGAGCAAAUAGAGCAAGACGCCGCCGUACACCUUCAUUUUACUCACUCACCCGCCCCCGGAAGGGGGGAUGAAAGGAAUAAUUUCGCAGAGGUACGAAGAGCAGCCUACUACUCCUACUACUACAGUACUACCUGGAGAAGAGUGAGGUUUAAGAGAGUGCUUGAAUUGAAUUUGAUGAUUUAGCUGUAACAAAAUAGGGGACGAUGGAUGAUGCUUCUUGUUACUCAUUCUUGUUGUUCGUAGCUUUCGAUUUCAAUUUUUUGUUGGGCUAGGGAGUUUUUGGAUCGGAGAGGAGAGGUGGAUUAUUUUAGAUUUGUUUUUGCUUGAUCCAUGGAUCAUCGAUCUCAUCUCAUCAGUCAUGUUUUGUCUGGAACAACCAACCAAAAAGAAAUUCAUAAACCUCUGUCGCAAA
Molecule: messenger RNA, 1887 nt
Organism: Brachypodium distachyon (stiff brome)
Lineage: Eukaryota; Viridiplantae; Streptophyta; Magnoliopsida; Poales; Poaceae
Product: 24-methylenesterol C-methyltransferase 2
Exons: 1
Coding region: 106-1485 (459 amino acids)
Biological process (GO): steroid biosynthetic process
Molecular function (GO): S-adenosylmethionine-dependent methyltransferase activity
Source: RefSeq, a predicted model, not a curated record